GCAGUGCGAAUAGAGGGAGGGAGAGAGAAAGAAAGAAAGAUGCGCUUGCGCGCCAGGAAGACAUCUGGCUGCUUUUGGUAUGUGUGCCGUUGAGGACGGCGAGGCGGUAAGGGUGGUGGUGAGUAGUGCGCAUGCGUUCUUUCCAGCUUCUGGCUAGAGAGAACCCAGUGAAAGAAGGGAGGGGUGGGCAUUUUGCUGCGUCACCAGCCGCCUGGAAGCCGCCGUUACUGGAGAAGGAGCGAGCGAGCGAGAGAGCGCGCGCGCGUGGUGCUUUGUGGGUAGCAGGCCUCAGCCUCCGAGCCCCUGAGAAGGGACUGUCGCCGCCGCUGCCGCCUGUUCCUCGCCCUUGGCAAGAGACCUUCUGUGUCGCCUCAGAUUUCUCGGAGCCCCCCCCCCCCGGAGAGACGGGAAGAAGGAAGAGAGGACGAGCCGGAAUAGCCCCAGCUAAUACCGUUCGCCAUGCAGCCUGCUUCUGCAAAGUGGUAUGACCGAAGGGACUACGUCUUUAUUGAAUUUUGUGUUGAAGAUAGUAAAGAUGUUAAUGUAAAUUUUGAAAAAAGCAAACUUACGUUCAGUUGUCUUGGAGGAAAUGAUAACUUCAAGCAUUUAAAUGAAAUUGAUCUUUAUAAUUCUAUUGAUCCAAAUGAAUCUAAGCAUAAAAGAACAGACAGAUCUGUCCUAUGUUGUUUACGGAAAGGUGAAUCUGGCCAGUCAUGGCCACGGUUAACAAAAGAGCGGGCAAAGCUGAAUUGGCUCAGCGUGGACUUUAACAACUGGAAAGACUGGGAAGAUGAUUCAGAUGAAGAUAUGUCCAAUUUUGAUCGCUUUUCUGAAAUGAUGAACAACAUGGGUGGUGAUGAAGAUGUAGAUUUGCCAGAAGUAGAUGGAGCAGAUGAUGAUUCACCAGACAGUGAUGAUGAAAAAAUGCCAGACCUGGAAUAAAAGGAACUGACUUUUUGGGAUUUGGGGAAAGAACUUCAUCACAACAUUUCAUAAUUGAGAUAAGAAUUCCUGAGUUGAUAGCACUAAAGGCAGAAAAUACAUCCUUUAAUUCAUCUUCAACCUGUUUUAAGCAGCUUCAUUGAUUGGUGCGUACCAUUGUUCAGGGCAGUUUUAAAGAUACGUGAGGCAAUAAUGUUAUGCAUGAAAGUUUUUCCAGACUUCCAAAAACAAACAAAGAAACAACACAAAUAUUUGAGAUAUAGGCAAUCGAUACAAAACAGUUGCAAUAAAAGGGUUUACAAUGCCUCUUUGCCUAAUCGUAAGAUACUGCAAUGGGAAAACUCAAUUUACAUGAAGUCAGAUAAUUGUACUUUUCCCCUCACCAUUGUGGACUGCAACUUAAAAGUUUCAGAUUUACACCUGGAACAGAACUGGCUGAAGCAAUGUUUUAAUUGGCUUUCAAAAUUUAAACUUGGUAACAUGCUGUACCUGUAGGGGUGUCUUCAGGGUAUGUUCCACUAAUGUUUAAUGCUCUUCACUUUGUUGUAUUUAAUCACUAGUUAGUGUUCAAGAUAUCCUAGCUAAAACUAGCAACCCCUCUAAAACUUAAAAUGGGUGAAGCCUGUACAUUUGGUUGUUUGAUUCUCAAAGCUCUUACAUCUCUUAAUGUGGAGGGGUAAGAGGGGCCUGUACGUUGUUGCUUGUCAAUCUGUACAUUUAGACCAAAUUGUAUUUGCACUGUUGGUAUGAAAGCGAGUGACAAAAUGUUAAUACAUUAUUCGAUCUUUUUUCGUUUGGGUUUUUUUAACCAGUUUAUGAUAAGCCUGAAAACCUCAAUUUGUGUUCAGAGCAGUGGGGAUUUUUUUUAAUGUCUACAUUAUUUCUAAUAAACUGUUGAAGACUCCAUGGCUGUCAACUGUCUGUCUGGCUGUAACUUCAUGUAUUCUUAUUAUUUGUUGGAAUGGAUCACUUUAUUUCUAGUUGGAAUAAUUAGUGUGGGAUUAUUUCAUCUGCUUGAAGGAGGAAAGUUGUAAAAUUUCCAAGCAAACCUUUGAAAAAAAAAAAGAUCUGUAAGUUGUGGGUACACUGACAACAAUUUAAAGAAAGAAGUGUUGUGAUUUGACGAAAAUAAAAAAACUGUCCUCCUUUAAAACUUU
Pogona vitticeps (central bearded dragon) is the source of this 2099-nucleotide messenger RNA. RefSeq names its product prostaglandin E synthase 3 (gene PTGES3). Gene Ontology annotation, molecular function: Hsp90 protein binding; prostaglandin-E synthase activity; protein-folding chaperone binding. NCBI's taxonomy places the organism in Eukaryota, Metazoa, Chordata, Lepidosauria, Squamata, Agamidae. Gene Ontology annotation, biological process: chaperone-mediated protein complex assembly; prostaglandin biosynthetic process; telomere maintenance via telomerase. The record is from RefSeq and is a predicted model, not a curated record. Gene Ontology annotation, cellular component: nucleus; cytosol.